Molecule: messenger RNA, 1079 nt
Organism: Sphaerulina musiva SO2202
Lineage: Eukaryota; Fungi; Ascomycota; Dothideomycetes; Mycosphaerellales; Mycosphaerellaceae
Exons: 1
Coding region: 125-982 (285 amino acids)
Molecular function (GO): oxidoreductase activity
Source: RefSeq, a predicted model, not a curated record
GCUUGACAUAUUACCUACCUACCUACCUUACUUAGGUACACUCUCAUCAUCCCGAAGAACUUACCAAACAGGAGCCUACAGCAUCAAUCGCACCAAUCCAGAGAGCACUACAACAACGACGACCAUGUCCACCCAAACGAUGCAGGCCACGAAGGUCAGCGUGACAGACGACAUUCCAAUUCCUCGUGGCGAAGCGCAUUCGACCCUCGUCUUCUACGCUCCACCGGCAGACGGCGGCGUACCAUUCAACUACAUCGAAACCCCUCCACCAGGUCUACCUCAGCGCAAUUUUGGAGAAGAUAGCCACGAGAUCACUCUGCAAGACAUUCGCGGCCGAGAGAGUGAGUUCGAUAUGAACGAAAGAGGGUUUGGAGUGUUGCAGAACGUAUCCAGCGGAAUGCAGAAUGCAGAUUUCAAUCAUGACGAGAAGAUUGAGAAGACAUACUAUCCAGAAGUCGAGAGCCUCCUGCUCGACAAAGUGCCAGGCGCAAAGAGAGUGUUCAUAUUUGAUCACACGGUGCGGAGAAGUGAUCCGAACGCUAAGCGAGCACCCGUCAACAGGGCUCACAUUGACCAAACGACCAAGUCCGCGAACCUGCGUGUGGAUUAUCACAUGGGCGACGAGGCCGAGGCGCUUAAGAACGACCGCGUACGCCUGAUCAAUGUUUGGAGGCCACUGAACGGUCCCGUCGUCGCGUCCCCGCUCGCAUAUGCGGAUUCGAGAACGGUACCGGAUGACGAUAUCGUUCCGGUCGAGCACAGAUAUCCUCACCGGACGGGCGAGACGGCAGGCGUGAAGUAUACACCCAAUGGACAGUGGUACUAUUGGAGUGGAAUGAAGAAUGAUGAACGCAUUCUACUCCAGUGCUAUGACAGCAAGGAUGGCGCUCGAACGCCUCACUCUGCGUUUGUGGACCCCAGGACAAAGCCGGACUGGCCAGGCCGAGAGUCUAUCGAGGUUAGAGCUUUGGUAUUUGGUUGAAAAAGGUUGUUGUCAAUGCACAUGUAUGAUGGAUGUACUGAGUGGUUUGCUGGCCUAGGUAGCCUAUAAUGAAUGAAAUGAUUGCACGAGACAACCG